ACCUUGCCAGGAGGCAGGAGCCCAGGUGAAACGUGUCUGUUCCGCUCCUCGCCGACUCGCCGUCGAACUCGGGAUGGGAACCACCACCAUGCAAUCCGCCGCCGCUCCAAAACCCCAGCCCGCUACACCCUCCCGGCCGAUGGCGCAGGCCCGCCCUGACCACCCGGCUCCAAUGGCGAUGACGGUGGCGGAGCUGGAGGCAGCCAUCGCCGCCCUGCCCGGCAAGAGGGACGCCCUGCGGGAGGCGUUCGACCGCCUCGCCGCCUGCUCCCCCUCGCCGCUCCCCUUCGCCUGGGAGGACCUCGACGGCCACAUCUCGUCGCUCCAGUCGUCAAUCGCGCUGCGGUUUCGCCAGCUCCGUGUGCUCGAGUCCGCCGGCGCUGCACCCGCUGCUGCCGCGUUGGGUGGAACUCGCGGCGAUGGGAAGGGAGAAAACCAGGAGGAGGUGGAAGAAGAAGAAGAAGAGGAGGAGGAGGAGGCGGCAGAACUGGAGAAGAAGGCCGAUGAGGAUGAGGAGAUACAGGAAGCUUGCAAUGAUGAGAAGGAUGUGAAAGAGGUGGAAGUGAAGGAGGAGGAGGAGGAGGUGGCGGAGCUAGAGAAGAACCAUGAGGAGAUGCACGAAGCCAGUAGCAAUAAGAUUUGCAAUGAUGAAAAGGACGGGAAGGAGACCAGAGAGGUGGAAGUGGAGGAGGAGAUGGCAGAGCUGGAGAAGAAGGCCAAUGAGGAGAUGCAAGAAGCAAACUACCAUAAAAUUUGGGUGGUGGAGGAAGAGGAAGUUGAAGAGGCGGCCAACGUGAAGAUUGGCAAUGAGAUGAAGGAUGAUAAGGAGGCAAGGGAGGACGAGCAGGCCAGUAAGGUGAACGAGCAGGAUCCUAAUAACAAGGAGAUGCAGGUGGUUGAUAAUGAUAAGGACGGGCUGAAUACCAAAGAUGCUUUUAAGGCUUCUCAGGACAAGGAGGAGGAGGAUCAGGAUACCAACAUGGAUGAGACUGCGGCCAAUAUGGUAUCUUUAGUGCAGCACAAAGGGGAGGAGGCUUGCGACAUGAAGCGGGAGAAGGAAGCACAACAGCAGGACGUUCAUGAGAAGGUGGAAGUUACCAAAAAUGCUACGGACCUGGAGGCGGCGGUAGCCAAUGAGGUGUCUGUGGACCAGGGUAAUCGAGCUUUUCCAUGUAGAUCUGAUGAUUGCACCGUAGCAUGUGCAAACAUGGAUGCACAGAGGUUGCUCAAGCUCAUAUGCACCAACACCGAGCUCAAUUCAGAGUUUCAUGCUGCACUUCGCCGUGCUCCAGAUGCUGCAGCACUGGCUCUUCACGUAGUUGAGCUAUUCCUACACAACAAGAUAUUUGUUAAGACCAGGAAGGUCUGGGCAGGCUGUGUUGGGCUAAUUCAAAUGGUACCUCUAGUUGUUACCAAGCCUUCUGCCGACACGAUUGAGCAGGCCAAGCGGGUGGCUAAAGAUUGGAAGGAGAUGAUUGACAAUCCAGAGAGUUGCAAUGGCCUUGGCAGCCUAGCCUCGUGGGGCCUCCUUAACUUCCUUAUUUCCUACAACAUUGUAACUGAGUUUGACAGGAAGGAGAUCUUCUGUCUCUUUGGUAACAUCCCAUGCAAGAAGAAGAGGAAAUCUGUCGUGCUCUUAAAGGGUCUUGGGCUCGGCAAUAGAAUCCCAGAGUUAAUGGACUACUUGAUCAGAAAUGGGCAGCAAAUAGAUGUUAUUUGGUUGGCACACGUUUUAAAUAUGGUGGACAAGUAUCCUCCACUUCAUCUUCUGAAGGGAUAUAUCGAAAAGGCAAAACAGACUGCUAUGGGAAUACCUCAAAAGAAUAUGACACACAAGUUCCAGAUAAUAAAGGAGCUUGACAAUCUAAGAAGGGCACAUAUUUUGGCUAAUAAGAAGGGAAUCACCAACUCCAACCUCUGGACGAGUAUCAGGGAAGAAAUCAACAUUUUGAUAGGUGAGCUUGAAAAACAGAAGCGGAAUUUAGAGAAUCCCUUGACAGCCUCAACUUCAAAUUCACAGCAGCAACAAACAAAGAGUAAGAAGAAGCUUAAGAUAGAGCAGAAGCAGGAGCAUCAAAAGGGACAAGAAAACCAGAUGCGAGGGCAACUGAGUGAGUUGGCAGAGAAGCCGGAGAAGGAACAAAGGAAGCCUCGACAGGAGCAGCAACAGAAAGAAGAAGAUAGGCCGGAAGAGAAGAAACAGAAACAAGAAGAUGAGCCAGAAGAGAAGAAACAGAAACAAGAAGAUGAGCCAGAAGAGAAGAAACAGAAACAAGAAGAUGAGCCAGAAGAGAAGAAACAGAAACAAGAAGACGAGCCGGGAAAGAAGAAACGGAAACAAGAAGAUAAUCCAGAAGAGAAGCAGCAACAGAACAAGCAGAAACGUCAGAAACGGCUGAGGCGACGCACUCACCAGCUACCAACACAGGGUUAUCCUGCAAUGUGGAACGCGGCACUGAGAGGCGACUUGGAUCUUCCACUAUAUGCCGCAAUGCAUGGAGUCCAUCAUGGUUACCCUGCCCAGCCAGGCUGGCCUGGAGUUCAUUGUGCAUCACCGUUCAUGCCACUUGGAGCACCUGAGUACAUUGGACCCUUUACACCCUUGUACCCUCCACAGUUCUAUCCCAGGUAGCAGUACCUGCUUGUGUUGGGUGGUGAUGCUCAGUCGCCCAGUGGAACAUGGACUAUGCCCAGGAGUUCAGUUAGGACUAUGGACAAAUAGCCUGGUAUGUUUUGGUUCGUUUGUUUGGUACACUGGAGACUGGAGUUGUUUUUCUUCUAACCUGACAGUCUGGCAUGUAUAUAUUCUUGUGUGUGUGUCUUAGAGAACUUCAGUGAUCUGAGAGACAGCUCAUGUUAUAUGUAGUACUCCGUUCAAAUUCGAAUUUACUGUCUUUUCUGGAUACAUACAUUUUAUUACA
Messenger RNA from Sorghum bicolor (sorghum), 2921 nucleotides. RefSeq lists its product as uncharacterized. The transcript has 3 exons. The record is from RefSeq and is a predicted model, not a curated record. Lineage: Eukaryota; Viridiplantae; Streptophyta; Magnoliopsida; Poales; Poaceae. Bases 74 to 2632 code for a protein of 852 amino acids.